This is a messenger RNA of Meyerozyma guilliermondii ATCC 6260, 3252 nucleotides long. It is a transcript of the gene IRR1, whose product is annotated as Irr1p. Lineage: Eukaryota; Fungi; Ascomycota; Pichiomycetes; Serinales; Debaryomycetaceae. The record is from RefSeq and is a predicted model, not a curated record. Gene Ontology annotation, biological process: sister chromatid cohesion. The transcript has a single exon. The coding region runs from base 1 to 3252 and encodes 1083 amino acids. Gene Ontology annotation, molecular function: chromatin binding. Gene Ontology annotation, cellular component: chromatin; nucleus; cohesin complex.
AUGCCCCGCGCUACACGUGUACACAAACGCGUCAACUACCAGGAACUGGAUUCAGAGGACGAAAUAAAAACACAUCUGGCAAAACGACGCGCUACAAGCCAUCAAAAACAACCCGUUAAGCGCACAAAACAACCUCAAAGAAAGGUCCCUACCACUGCGGCCGAGGCUGGACCGGGAUAUGUGGAAAAUACAAUUUUUUCAGCGCUUUCGGACCCACAAUCAAACGUAGAAGAAGAGUCUCGUCAGUGGCUCGAACAGUAUGAAGACACCCCUGCGGCUGCAAUUGCCAAUUUUAUCAAUUUGUUGCUCCGGAGCUGUGGUUGCGUAACUCAGAUCCAGGAACACGACACAGAAACAGAAUCUCAGACGUCAACUGUGGCAGAAAUCGUUGCAGCUUUUUCAGAACAGGGUUACCACGAAUACCCGUUUGGAUCCAAACAACCAGACCGCAAGUUCUUCCGAGACAAUGUUAUUGAGUUCAUGGAAAGACUUGUGGAAAUUGCUCACGAUAAGGGAAUGCUUGAUGAUGAUAAGUUUAUGUCCCAUCUACUUGCAUGGUGCACUCCAUUUACAACUUGUAAUAUCAGACCACUUCGUCAUAUUUUUACGAUUACUGUCCUCACCAUGCAAUCCAGCCUAUGCGACGUGAUGACUCUGAUUUUCCCUGCCCUCGAAAAGGCCCUGCGACAACUUGCAAAUGCUUCAAAAGGACGCAGUAAAAGAACCGCCAAAAAUGCAUUGGAGUCCCUUCAAUUCACUGUUAACACGUUCACAGCUCAGAAGAACACCAUUGAGAGUUUAUUCUUGAUUAAUACAGAGGCUGUUUUCAUCCAUAGAUAUCGCGACCUUGAUUCCCUGAUAAGACAAGAGUGUGUCAAAAGCUUGGGUUACGCUAUAGACACGUAUCCCGACUAUUUCUUUCAAGCGUCUUACUUGAGGUACUUGGGAUGGCUCUUAUCAGAUCCGGUGAGUCUGGUGCGGGCAGAAGUGGUUAGGAUUCUUGUUUCAUUGUACGAACACGCUACCGCUCGUAAUAAAACGUUGGACACGGGAUUCCGCCAAUUUACCGAACGGUUUAAAAGCCAGUUGAUGCUGAUGGCUACUCGAGAUGACGACGCCCAGGUACGGCUCAGAUCCACUUCCAUUUGUUGCCUGCUACUCAAAAUUGGCUUCCUCAAUGACCAGGAAACAAAGACUAUGGGAACUAGUAUCUUGAGAUACUUUGCCGCAACCCCAGGCUCUACUACUGAUGCCAGAACUAAGGAGAAAAUGGUCCGAUUCAUGGACCUCGUGACUAAAGCGAUGGCCGAUACAGAAUGUGAAAAGUUUACAGAAAUUAUUGACUCUUACGCCGAUUCUGGGGCCCAGAAUAAUUUCUCAAUCACGAAUGCCAUCAAGGUGAAGUGCAUCAUCAAUUACCUUCGUGAUAUAGCCAGCGUUGAUGGGGUUGACAUACAUGAAGUCUUGCCCACUUUGUUCAUGUUUCUAUCUCAAGUGCCUAAUGCUGUUUCAUGGGACUUUGUGAUCCAGUAUUACCUCAUGGACACUUCAUCUCUUCAGCUAGAUGAUGAUACUGAGCUUGAAUAUCUUAGGAGCUUAAUUGAUAUUAGUGAGCCAACAGACCAACUAUUUGUGGCUCUCUAUAUAUUAGGAAGCAUACUGUGGCUUUAUCAGGUUACUCUGUUGCGUAAGCUUGAAAAAAAUGCUGAUGCGUUGACCGAGCCAGUGGAAGAAACUCAAUUGAAGCUCGUUGAGCUUGUACCCCAGCUUGCCAAGCAAUUAGUGAAAUCCAGUGAUCAAUGUGGAAUUCUUGUUAGAUUAUGGACAUUGUUGUUACGGCCAUCUCCGGUAUUUGGCUCGUUGUACAAUGGUUUCAAACUGAUUGGCCAACUACAUGUUUACAACGACGUGAACAAGGACUUGCUCAUGUUUUUCGACGAGUAUGAACCCAAGCAGUUACUUCAAAACCAUGUUUUGGAUUCAUUUAAAGUGUUCUUUGUCGUGAUUCUUCUGGCAUAUGAUACGAAAACUGGAGACGAAGAUGUUGAGGAUUCUCAAAUAUCAACGCCAGAAGUUCGAAUUGUUGUACAGAAUGUCACGUUGUCACUAGCAACCGGCGUCCAAGAGCUAAUCAAAACAUGCGAAACUACCGCAAAUCCUCCUCUUUCUCAGGUAAUGGAGAUUUCCACCUGUAUUCUCAAAUUAUUCAUGUUGAGUGAACACAUUGACAUUGUCUCUAUAAUUGAUGGUAAAAUCAAAACACAAUCUAUUUGUCUUUCCAUACCGAAUGUUGUCAUGAAAGACAUUUCGAUCCUGAAAGAGAUUAUAGAAAACACUCAAAACACAAAAAGAUAUUUACAGGACUUGUCAUCAAUAGCAUUUGCCAGUUUGAGCUUCCUUUCGAAUGUGACAUCAAUUCAACUUGAAUCCAUAAUUGCAGCAUCGCUACACAAUGUGGAACUCUUGGACACCGAUCUUCUGACAGUUUUCGAGUAUUUAUCGCCAUCGUUGGCAACUAUAGUAAACCUCCAGGAGCAGGUCAGGGAUUGCAUAUUCCUUGUUGGCAAUCUGGAACAAAACUUGCAAAAUUCAAUCCCGGACCGCCAAGAAUGUCUUGAGUCUUUGAAUCAGCUUAGUACCCUUCUAGGCUCCAAGUUGAUUGAUCUCCUUAUUCCCAUUCGUUUCUUUUACCUCAAAUGCAAGGAUAUGAAAUUCACAGGCUUCGAUGAUUUGUUCGCAUAUGACCAGCUUGGAAAGUAUGCAACUACGAAUAUCGAUAUACUUACCGAGCAAGGAUUGCUUUUCCCAUUUUUGGUUCAUGAAAGCAAAUUGGCACAAUUAAAGGGUACAGAGAUUAAAAAGUCCGAAUCUGAAAGUGCUUCAAUCGAAGAAGUGGCUGCAAUUAUGGUGACACCGCAAGCUGUGGAGCAAAGUUUAAUGGAACUGGACGACGAUGAUGAGGAAGAGGAAGAUGCUGAGAUACGAAAAGAGGUCCGCAUCAAUUUGGAAGAGCAAAACAAUGCUCGCCGCAGGGAAGAACAGAUAUGGCAAUGUGAAAAGGAUUUAUGCGUUUACACCAUGAGACUUUUAGCGCUCCAACUGGUUGCACUUCUUACUCCGGAUGUGAUCGAAAGGAUUGGGGCCAAUGCGUCGGCAUUGGGUGGAGCUUUCAAUUCUACGAUAAGCAACAAGUUCAAAAAGAUUUCCGGCGACAAACCUGAGGAUCAAAGCAGUUCGUCUAAAGAAAAAUAA